Iphiclides podalirius (scarce swallowtail) is the source of this 993-nucleotide messenger RNA. NCBI's taxonomy places the organism in Eukaryota, Metazoa, Arthropoda, Insecta, Lepidoptera, Papilionidae. The record is from the annotation of a GenBank genome assembly.
AUGGCGAAGAUACCAAAAAACCCACGCUCUAACUGUUAUUUCGGCUGUGGAGAAGGAGGUCCACUACAUCAUUUUCCUAAACCAGAUAGCGAUAUGGAAAGAUUCGAUGUCUGGAAAGGAGUGUUAGACAAUGAUACUAUAGAAAAAGGAAAUGUAUACAUUUAUAAUCAACUUCGAUUAUGUAAUAAACACUUCGAGAAUUUCUACAAAUCACCAAGCAACAGGUUAACAAGAAAUGCAGUUCCAACUCUAUCUAUUAAAGUUGGAACAACAACCUGCACCAUUUUGGAACCAAGUUUAGAGGAAUUUGAUGAUCAAUCUUCCACAUCAAAUCAACCAAUUACAGCUACAAUUCCCUGCGACGACACCACAUCACCUGAAGUAAUAAUGGAUGACUGUUACACUAUAGACAGCAGACCUUCUAGAAAACCACUAAGAAAUUGUAAAUGGAAGAGUGCACUGACAUACAAUUAUGUUCAAAUGAAUACUUUAUCCGCUAGAAUAAAAAAACUGAGAUCUGAAUUAAGACUUUUGCAGAAGAAAAGGCUACAUUUUAAGAUGCGUCUGACAAGAGCUACAAAAGUUUCUGAAGAUUCACCAUUUCGACAAGUCACGAAAAAUUUUGAAAAGCCUGCGCAAAUACUUUUCAAUUUACAAUCGUCACAAACAUCCAAAGAUAAGUACUCAGUAGCAUAUGUCACCGUGCCAACCACAGAUUUGGGCAAGACAAUGGGUCAUGGACUAGUCAAAAAUAAGCUGGCUGCAUGUGUUAAUGUUAUACCUGAAGUUACCUCAAUAUAUAAUAAUGCAGGAGAGACAUACGAAGACAAUGAAACACUCCUUAUGAUUAAGACACGCACAUCUCAAGUGGACAGGCUAACAGAAUAUGUGAGAUCCAACCAUCCAUAUGAUGUCUGUGAAGUGAUAUCGUUGCCGAUAAACAAUGGCAACCCACCAUACUUGAAAUGGAUUGGAGACUCAGUCCCUGAAAGU